GUGAUGUAUAUCACUUGAUAUUACCCGAAAGGGAUCUUUAUAUGAUUUUGAAGACUGCAUCCAUAUUGAAGCAUCCGACCACGCAUUUAUCCCAAAGCAAACAGAAAAAGAAAGUCAGCAAGAAAAGGCUUUGUUUAUAGUUUGGACCCAAACUCCCGACGGUUCCGAAUCUCCGGCCAUUGGAUACGAAUGUGGUAGGUACAUACGAAUACAAUACGAGUCAAGUUAUUCAACUACAUCGUCAACUCACGACCCCUUCAUCACAUCAAUCAUCCUCUCUCUCAUAGGUUACGGCUGCGGUGGCUUUGAUCUUCACAUAUUGUAUAUCUUCAUAUCUUCAUACCAUUAUGGAAUCAACUCCUCAACCUCCGGGUCCAACUAUACCAACACCUCCAGCCCAACCAAUUCAUCAAAAGAUAACUCGUGGUCAUUCUUGUAUUCUCUGUCAACAGAGAAAAGUACGAUGCGACCGGCAAAAACCUCAAUGUUCAAAUUGCGUCAAAGCACAUGCUGAAUGUAUUCCAAGCACACCUGCUGCUCCACGUCGAAGGAGACGGAAGCUUAGCGAAUUAGACGUUGCAGCAAGAUUAAGGAAAUAUGAACAUUUGUUGAGAGUUAAUGGAAUUCGAAUCGACGACGAUGGUGUUACUGGUGGUGUUGGAAGUGCAAAUGCAAGCGGCACUGAAGACGGAAAUGCUGAUGAAUCAAUUUCCAGUCGCCAAGAAAAGACACCCAAUCCUAAUCCACAAAACCUUUCAAUAACCAAUAAAGGUAAAGAUCCAGUAGCUACUACUACAGCAAUCGGGACCGAAAAUGACGAUAAUCACAAUGGUCCACAUAAACAUCGAUGUGAUCAUAGUUCUCAUGAAUUACAUGGGCAUCGUUCUAUGGGCUGUGCUCGUGGUUCGAAAGCUGGAAGAGGUCGAUUGUACUCUAAACAUGGUAACUCUCGUUAUAUAGAAAAUACUGUCUGGGAGAAUCUCAGCAAUGAAUUACAAGACCCAAAAGAAGCAUUCCAAGUCUCAUCGGAAGAAGAUGAUAGCAAUGAUAAUGCUCUCUUUCCUGAGGAAUCAACAAUUCUUCUUGGUAACUUGAUCAGCUCAAAAAGAAAUCUCAGAAGUCUUCAUCCACAACCUGUCACAAUCUUUAGGUUAUGGCAAAUUUUUCUGACCAAUGUAAAUCCAUUGAUCAAACUGUUUCAUGCUCCUACAGUUCAAGAGAUGAUUUUAGAAGCAACAUCAGAUAUGGAUCAUAUUCCGAAACCUACAGAAGCCUUAAUGUUCGUUAUAUACCUCCUCUCCAUCGGCUCACUCAAAGACGAUGAAUGUGAAAGUACAUUCAAUGAACCAAGAUCAAUACUUUUGACGAGAUAUUCUCAUGCCACGCAACAAGCCCUCAUUAAUGUCAAAUACAUUAAAUCUCUCAAUUUGACUGCUUUACAGGCUUAUUGUUUAUUUCUUCUUGCAGCUCGUAAGCAUUAUGAUGCUCAUGCAUUUUGGAUUUUGACAGGUUCUGCCGUUCGAAUUGGUCAAAGAUUGGGUAUUCAUCGUGAUGGAUCGUCUCAUAAUUUAUCUCCUUUCGACACGGAAAUGAGAAGAAGAGUUUGGUGGCAGAUUGUUUUUCUUGAUGGUUUUGCUGCGAAAUUAUGUGGAGCUGGAUUUCCCGCCUGGCUCGCAAAAUUUGAUACAAAGUUACCACUAAAUGUUAGCGAUAGCGAUCUUACCCCCGACAUGAUAGAGCCUCCACCCGAGCGCGCAGGUGCAACUGAAAUGCUUUUCUGUUGUAUUCGAUACGAAGUUUCACAAGCUAUACGAAAAGCUAAUAGCUUUGGCAAUGGGGGACGUGGUAAUGGUCAUGGUCAUGGGGGAGGUGGCCGUGGUGGACAUAGAGGUGGCGGCCAUCACGGUGGUGAUCCUUCGGAUAUUCCUCCUGGUUUCGAUGUCAUUGCCGAAAAGGAUAAGACUAUUGAUGAAUUGGAGGCAAGACUUCAGGAGAAGUAUUUACAGUACUGUGAUCCAUCGAUACCCUUACAUUUAUUAUCGAUUUAUGUUGCGAAAUCUGUCAUUUGUACAAUGAGAUUAAUGGCUCAUCAUCCAAGACAAUACCCUGAUAAAGGUGCAAGUAUGCCACAGAAGGAAAGAGAUAUGCUUUUCAAUGAAUCAUUGAAGAUGCUUGAAUAUGAUGGUCUAGGUCAUUCCGAAAAGCUUGUUCAAAGAUAUCUGUGGCAUAUUCAUGUGCAUUUUCAACUGGACGCAUUUAUUUAUUUGCUCAGCGAGCUUCGACGUAGGGAAAAGGGAGAAUUAGUUGAUAAAGCAUGGCAACAAGUCGAACUUGCAUAUGAGUUUCGCGCAGAAAUGCUUAACGAUACUAAAAGUAGUUUAUACUUUGCCUUGGGUAAUUUGGUACUCAAAGCUUGGGAGAAAAGAGAAGAAGGUAGUCGUUCACCGGAUCAAGUUACCCCGCCAAGAUUUAUAUCAAUCUCAAGAUCUCAAAGACAAAAGCACGACCAAGUCCAAAGAUCUAUAGAGCAACAUGAUGAUAUUUCGGAUCCAUUUAGAACGGUGAAUCACUGGCAAAUGCCAGCUACAGCCGAAUCUUAUGUUAGACAAAAGCCACCUGAUUACAUACCACCACCACAACCAUCACAACCAGGACCUUCAAUGCAGAUGCCAAUGCAAAUGCCUCAAGAACAACCAUGGCUCGCUUCAGAUUCAUUCCUUGAUACUUCAAUGCCUGAUAUCACUCCUAUGGAUUGGGAAUAUUGGCAAACAUUAUUGGAUGGGGAUCUUCCUGCUUAUACUGGUCAACCUGGUAAUAACUAUGAUCAAAAUUGGUAGAGGUACUAUGAUGUGAGAGUAAUCAGGGUUUCGGAUCAUUCAGCGGCUGCAUUUAACCUUUACCUUCUUCAGCCUUCUCGUACAUAUGUCUAAAUCUCGACAAAUCAGCCUGAAAUAUAUGCUACACAAUGCUGACAGCAUUAGUUUACUGCAAUGCAACUUAUCCAAUCUAUCGGUUCGGAUUCUAACAUCUGGAAAAAUUGACCGUAAUGAAUGAUGUAUAUCUGUGUACCCCCUCUUCAAGCGGCUCAAAACACUCACCGUGUGGAUGCCUCGUCAUGAGGCUAUUGACUUCUUCAAAGAAACCGGGCGUAUACAGAAAAGCAUCACGAUUGUUAUAAAACCCUUCGGUAUAUUUUGCAUCUUAAAUAUGAUGGACAUAGAACUCGGAACUGUCUCAAAGCCUGCUUAGUUAAAUUCUAAACACCCCACUACUCACGAUUAUAAUGGCUCCUAUAACCCGAAAGACUCGAAUUGUUCCUCACACGACAAUUUUUCCUCGUGUUUCAAAGAGGAUAACACAGACUAUGACCCGACGAGGUAUAUCUUCUGCCGCUACCAUUCUCCUCGAUUCAGGCGCUGCUUCAAAAUUUAAAGAUCAACUCUCUACCAUCAGAUCAGUUACAAUUCCUGUUGCUGUUAUAAAUCCCAGGUCAACGACGCCACAAGUCAAUGUAGCAGAGACGAUGGAUUUGAGCAGUGGUGCGAUUGUGGGAAUUGUGUUGGGUUCUAUAUUGGGGUUCCUGGUGUUGUUGGUGUUUGGAUAUAAGUGCUGUGUUGAUAGACGAUCUGCGGGCUGGAAUGCGAGGUAUGAUGGAGAUGGGGAUGAAAUUAUAUAUGGGGAUAGGAGAAAUAAUGGAGAAGGACGAGGAAGAAAUUUGAAAAGUGGUGCGAGAGGUGGGGGUAGAGAGGAUUGGGAGAUGAGGUGUGAGUAUGAUGAUGGUGAUGGUGGUGGGAUUAGGAGGAUUGAUAAAGUGGUUGUGGGAAAUGAGAGGAGAGGGAGAGGAAGGAGAUAUAGGAGGAUAAGGAGAGAGAGGGAUUGGAAAACGGAUGAUAAUGAUUGUUAUAAUAGGAGAAACAGCAGUCGUGAAUGGGAAAGAGGAGGGAAUAGAAGAAGAAAAAGAAGGAGGAGGAAUGCAUGGGUAGUAAUUGAGAGAAGAGGAAUUCUAGGUUGGGGCAAACCUGUUAAGAACUCAAGGGAAGAAGUUUACGGAGAGGAAUAGAAAUGAGAGGGGAAUGUGGGGAAUUUGGAA
Messenger RNA from Botrytis sinoallii, 4090 nucleotides. RefSeq lists its product as uncharacterized. Gene Ontology annotation, molecular function: zinc ion binding; DNA binding; DNA-binding transcription factor activity, RNA polymerase II-specific. Lineage: Eukaryota; Fungi; Ascomycota; Leotiomycetes; Helotiales; Sclerotiniaceae. The transcript is spliced from 4 exons. The record is from RefSeq and is a predicted model, not a curated record. Bases 348 to 2837 code for a protein of 829 amino acids. Gene Ontology annotation, biological process: DNA-templated transcription; regulation of DNA-templated transcription.